AUGGCAGGUCAAUGGAAGCCUCAAGGGAAAAACAGAAGUGCGUUCCAGAAAAUACAAGUACCUCCAAAGAGCAUUGAAGAAUUCUUAAAGCUUCAAAAUUGGGAUUAUUGGCCCAAAGAAAUCCACUUAAUAGAAGAUAAAUAUGUACAUGAUAUGAACAAAAUAAAGGAAGAUAGUUCAUUUACUUCAAUUUAUACACAUCUAUUGAAAAAUGUCCCUCAGAUAUUUGAAGCAGACAUGAACAUGGAGUUAAGAUUAAGGGAAUGUUCACUUCUUUUGCAAGACCAUGCAUCCAAAAUAUUUGAAUGGGACAAAGUUAUUUGCAAAACAAGUUAUGAAAAAUUGGAAAGAUAUAAGGCAUUUCUAGAGAAGUACCAUACACACAAAAAGAUAAUGCUUGCAGAUGAAAUGGGGACACAGAAGAAUAUAGAGGGUUGCAACUUCUCAGGAUUCAAAGCAAAUGAGCUUACUCAAUUACCCAGACAUUUGGAUGCUAAACGAAUUUAUCUUUUUAUUUUAAAAGCCUAUGACUUUGAUGAAAGAAUAUUUAAAAUCUGGAAGAGUCAUUUUCUCUCAGAAUCUUCCAUUGCUCUUUUGCAUGACUCCUUUUGGUGGUGGUUUCUCCAUAAAUUUAAGGUAUAUCCUGAUUGUCUGGCACAAGCUAUAUAUGCAACAUUCCGGGAAGCAUUUCCAGAAUCUAGUAACCUCUUUAAUGAUGAAUUUAAAGAAGACCUAGGGAAUAACAUUUUUCUUUGGAUGUCAGGACUACAACCACGAAAAGGCUUUUGGGUUCACUGGAAACUAAAAGACCUCUCCACAACAACCAUACAUGGUAGCAAGAGAGCAACUGAAAAAUCAAUAAAGGAAAGAAUUGCAAGUAGUCAAGAACACAUUAUAUCUAGUAAGUAA
This is a messenger RNA of Marmota flaviventris (yellow-bellied marmot), 909 nucleotides long. It is a transcript of the gene Fam227b, whose product is annotated as family with sequence similarity 227 member B. The record is from RefSeq and is a predicted model, not a curated record. NCBI's taxonomy places the organism in Eukaryota, Metazoa, Chordata, Mammalia, Rodentia, Sciuridae.